Sphenostylis stenocarpa is the source of this 1311-nucleotide messenger RNA. NCBI's taxonomy places the organism in Eukaryota, Viridiplantae, Streptophyta, Magnoliopsida, Fabales, Fabaceae. The record is from the annotation of a GenBank genome assembly.
AUGGCGCAGAAGCAGAAGCCGAAACGUCCUUCCCCUCUCGAUGAGCCACCCACGGCUUCUUCUUCAGAUUCCGAGGAAGAAGAAAUGCAGCAACCGUCCUCUAUGCAACAUGAAGAGGAAGAGGAGGAAGAAGUUUCCUCGGGAGAGGAGGAGGAAGAAUCCUCCGGAGAAGAGGCAGAAGAUGAUGAUCUUCCACCGCCUAUCUCCAAAACCCACGCUCCACCCCCUCCCAAAACCCCUCACCCCCAGCCCUCAUCCUCUGAUUCCAAAACCGAAUCCGAAUUCGGGACCGAGUCCGAAUCCGAAUCCACUCCCGCUAAGGUGGUGAAGCCCCUCGCGUCCAAGCCCAUGGACCAGGCCCAGAAGCCCAAGGUCUUACCUGCGACGGCGCCAUCCAAACCGUCAUUGAAACGUCCCGCCGAGAACAACAACGCCGCCCACGUCGCGAAGAAGAAGAAGAAAUCCGGCGAUUCGUCUUCUUCCACUGCUGCUUCCGACGAGGAGAUGGAAGUGGACGGGAAGAAGUCCGGCGAUCAACUGAAGAAGUCAGGCGAUCAACUGAAGAAGCAGAGGCUGUGGAGCGAGGAGGACGAACUCGCCAUUCUGAAGGGCAUGAUUGAGUUCGCCUCAAAAACAGGGCAGGACCCUCUUAAGUUUGCGGGUACCAAUGCUUUCCAUGAUUUCAUGAAGAAGUCGGUCCAUGUGGAAGUUACAGGCAACCAGCUGAAGGAGAAGGUGCGUAGACUGAAGAAAAAGUAUGAGAUCGCUGCAGUGAGAGGGAACAGCGCCGAGGGCCUUACAUUUACAAAGCCGCAUGAUCAGAAAACAUUUGAGUUGUCGAAGAAGGUUUGGGGAAGUGAGCAAGAUGGUGGAGUGGCCAAUGGGGCGGUGGAAAAGCCCAAGGCUAAUGGGAGUGCUGCUAAGACUCCAAAGAAGAAGGAAACCGGUAGCAGGAAUGUAGCUUCUGCCAAGAAAGUUAAACCUGAACCAAAGCAGGAGCUGGCUCCGGUGUUGUCCUUGGAGUGGAAGGGAUCUGAAAAGAUGCAGAUUGAUCCAAAGCCUGAUAGUGGCGAAGUGACUAUGUUUUUGCAUGCAGUGUCCCGGUUUACACAGGGUUUUGGUAUUUGUGGGCUGGACGAGCGUGAUGUGAGGAGGGGGUUGGAGUUGAUUGGAGAAUCGAAGAGCGCAGAGUUGAGGGAAAAGUGGAAGAAAUUACAACGUGCUGAGUUGGAACUGUUUGUAAAACGGGCAGAACUGAUUGCGGAGCAGACCAAGUUGAUAGCUGAGGCACUUUGGUCAUCUAACCAUUAA